AUGUCGUUUAUGAUGCACGCCUCCGAUAACGCAGACAGCUACUACUUGGACAUUCGAGAUCGAGCAACGAGAAUCGAAAGCUUCGGUGCUCUGGGCGAGAUCCAUGUGAACGGUGUUCCAGUCAAUCGGAUCAAGUCGCUUGAGUCACAGCUCCGAGCAGCGCAAGACAGGCCUGCCGAUGGGUCUCCUCUGGGCAACGAGGAGCAAGCCAGAGAAGAAUCACCUAUGAGGCUGCCGGAAGCAGAGCCUCCGGGCUCAAUCAAAAUCCGCCGUUACGGCCAUGCAGCCUAUCUCGGCCACAGCUCGACACUCAGCUUCAGCCGCAAUGUUCGAAACCUUCUUCAGUCUUCGACUCCUAUCGCAGAUCCGGGUAGUGUAUCUAUAGAGCGCGAAGAUGUAUCCUACACUUCUCCUCUCCCACCUCUUGCACUAGACCUCACAAAAGUCCCAUUACCCCAACUUUCUUAUGCAGAAUACUUGACCAACACUAUUGUUCUAACCUUUGGGUCACUAUACUCUUUGUUCGACGCCGAAGCGUUUUUGGAGAAGCUGAGAAUGUUCUACUCGGAACGUGCUACAGGAACUGUCCCGAACCCAUGCCUCUGGCAUAUUCAGAUGCUUCUAGUCCUAGGUCUCGGUAAGUCGAUACUCAGCCGAGAACAUUCGCAGUCGGGACCCGCAGGAAUGGUGUACUUCGCCAGCGCUAUCGAAGCCAUGUCAGAUAUUCGCAGACUCUACCAGAGCCCUUUCCUAUCAAUGGAGAUUCUCAGUCUGACAGCUCUAUUCAUGCACGCAACAGACAUGCUUCAAGAGGCCUACGUAACGAUAAUGAAUGUGUCAAUGCCCGAAGCAUUGAGACCACCAAACGUCGAGUACCAAAGGAGGCUCUGGUGGACAGUCUACUGCAUAGACAGAAAAACCGCUGCCAUGCUGGGAAGCACUAUGGUAGUCCGAGACGAUGACAUCUCCAUACCUUUCCCUGAAACGAAGGCCGGGGAUGAGGUCCAGAACAUCUUUGCUAUCCACGUCACUCUCUCAUCCCACCUCGGGAGGAUUCUCGACGUCAUAUACGGAGUACACAAUCAAAAGCAGCGUAACUUUGUGACACAAGUCAGAGAAAUCCUUGAACGUCUGGUACAGACUCUUGUUGUCCUACGAGAACACUUGGACUUGGACCUAGACGCGCCGUCGCAGCCCCUCACCCGCGAUGCUGCCACUUUACACCUGCUUCUUCAUCAAGUUCGUGAGAGCACCAAACAUUCGAGAGUCAUGACGCUGAUCAGGGGUACAUCGGCGAUCCAAAUUCUCAAGAUCAUGGCUGCGCUGAAACAGCAGAUGAUGUGCGACGCCCUAUUUUCUGCAGCCUUUGCGCUAGUCUUGAUAGAUAUCAUCCGACCCGCGAAUGAACUGCUGUGGGACUUGCCUCAGGCCAUACACCUACUCGACGAAUACGUGUCACGGCAUGUGGCGCCUGCACAGGCUUACCGGUCAGAUCUAUUACAGCUUGUGGAGCUGCACACCAAGCUUCGUGGCAGCGGCGAUAUCGCAGACGCACACCGGCAAGAUGAAGGCCAGGAAGCGGAAAGCAACGCUAGACACACUCCUAAUAUGGUUAGAAACGCCAUCGCUAAUGCAGAUCCAUCGGGGGCCUCCGGCAGCCCGGUAUGGUCGCAAGUUCGACCUGGUAAUGAUGGUUCUGCGCCGACGAAUCUGGAGACAAUGAUGUCUGUUAUAGACGACCUGAAUGUUCACGAGUCAGAUAUUAUCGAUGCCGCAAUGCUCGAGGGCGGCUGGAUGUGGGAGGAUGACAACAUGUGGACGGCUGCAUAG
Colletotrichum costaricense is the source of this 1830-nucleotide messenger RNA. RefSeq lists its product as uncharacterized. Lineage: Eukaryota; Fungi; Ascomycota; Sordariomycetes; Glomerellales; Glomerellaceae. Gene Ontology annotation, biological process: DNA-templated transcription. The coding region runs from base 1 to 1830 and encodes 609 amino acids. The record is from RefSeq and is a predicted model, not a curated record. The transcript is spliced from 9 exons. Gene Ontology annotation, molecular function: DNA binding; zinc ion binding.